AUGUGUGGCUGCGUACGUCGCCUCCUUCCCUUCGCUAAUUUAAUUCACACCCCACCACCACUGCUCACCUCCAGCGCCGGCAGCAGAAUGGCAGCGGCGGCCCCGAACCCGGAGGACUCCGCCCGGAGCAGCGGCGGCGGCGGAGGCGGAGGAGGAGGCGGCGGAGGCUCCGGGACGCCCAGCGCGCUCGCGGGGGACGGGGACGCGGAAGAGGCCGAGGACUUCACCUCCUCCUCCCACUGCUCGGAGCUGUCUCGGCGGCAGAACGAGCAGAGGAAGCAGGGCUUGUUCUGCGACGUGACGCUAGCCUUUAGCAGCGGGGCGGCUACCGGCAGCGUCCAGAGCUGCCAGUUUUCCGCCCACCGGUCGGUGCUGGCCGCGGCCACCGACUACUUCACCCCGCUGCUGGGGGGACAGUUCUCCGAGUCGCUGACCGGACGGGUGGAGAUGAAGGAGUGGAGCUCGGAGCUGGGUCCGGACCCGGAGACGGUGGAAAGUGUCAUCCAGUACAUGUACACGGGAGAGAUACGCGUUAGCACCUGCAACGUGCACGAGGUGCUGGAGCUGGCGGACAGGUUUCUGCUGGUGCAGCUGAAAGAUUUCUGUGGCGAGUUCCUCAAGAAGAAGCUGAGCCUGACCAACUGCGUGGCCGUGCACAGCCUGGCCCACAUGUACACCCUGGACCAGCUGGCUCUGCGGGCGGCCGACAUGAUCCGCCGCAACUUCCACAAAGUCAUCCAGGACGAGGAGUUCUACACGCUCCCCUUCCACCUGGUGCGGGACUGGCUCUCGGACGCGGAGAUCACGGUGGACUCGGAGGAGGUUCUGUUCGAGGCGGUGGUGAAGUGGGUGCAGAAGAACCCGGAGGAGCGCGGCCGCUACUUCGAGGAGCUGUUUCGGCUCCUCAGGCUGCCCCAAAUCAAGCCCACCUACCUGACCCGGGUGGUGAAGAACGAGCGGCUGGUGGCGGCCAACGAGGCCUGCCUCCGGCUGGUGUCGGAGGCCGUGGAGGGCCACGCCAUCCGCUUCGAGAACCUGAAAUCGGCAGACAUGGAGUUUUGGUCCUCCCACAUGGCCUCUUUCCAGCCUCGCUUCGGGCAGAAUAUGGACGUGAUCAUGGUGGUGGGGGGCGUGUCGGAGGGAGGGGACUACCUGAGCGAGUGCGUGGGCUACUUCAUUUACGAGGACCGCUGGGUCAACCUGCCCCACAUCCACAACCACCUGGACGGCCACGCCAUCGCCGCCACCGAGUCCCACGUCUACGUGGCCGGCUCCAUGGAGCCGGGCUUCGCCAAGACGGUGGAGCGCUACAACCCCAACCGGAACACCUGGGAGCAGGUGAGCAACCUGACCACGCGCAAGCACUCGUUCGGCCUCACCUGCAUCAAGGACAUCCUGUACAGCAUCGGCGGCCACGGCAACUUCAGCCCGGGCUUCAAAGACGUCAGCGUGUACGAGCCCGAGCAGGACAAGUGGCACAACCUGGAGUCCGCCCCCAAGAUCCUGCGGGACGUGAAGGCGGUGAGCGUGGAGGACCGCUACGUGUACGUGACGGCCCGCACGCCCGUGGACACGGAUAACGAGGACGGGCUGAAGACGGUGACCACGCGCUACGACACGGAGAGCCGGCAGUGGCAGGACGUGGACUCGCUGCCGCUCAUCGACAACUACUGCAUCUUCCAGAUGGCCGUGGCCUCCACUAAUUUCUACCACACCGCCUCCUGCUGCCCCAAGAGCUACGCGGUGCGGGACGAGGUGGCCCGGCAGAAGAUCAGCGUGCGCAUCUCGGACGAGAUCCUGGAGAGCCUGCCCCCGGAGGUGACCAGCAUCGAGGGCGCCGCCAUCUGCCACUUCGACGAGGACGUCUUCAUCAUCGGGGGCUGGAAGAACAGCGACGACGUGGACAAGCAGUACCGGAAGGAGGCCUACCGCUACUGCGCCGAGAGGAAGCGCUGGAUGCUGCUGCCGCCCAUGCCGCAGCCUCGCUGCCGGGCCACCGCCUGCCACGUGCGCAUCCCCUACCGCUUCCUGUACGGCUGCCAGCGCUACCCCAUGCCCCAGAACCUGGCCCGCCAGCGCGACCGCAUGCAGCAGAUGCAGCAGCUGCACCGCCGCACCCUCACGCUGCGCCGGCAGCUCCAGUCCCAGAUCGAGUGCUGAGCGGGUCCACGCCCGCCCCGCCACGCCCCCAGAGCCGCUGGAGGAAGGUCCAGCGGCACCGUCCCGCCCGUCACCCCGCCCCCCGCCGAACGCCGCCGUGGCCCCUGUGUCGCUCCAGUCCUGCAUUUCAUUCACCUCCAUUGUCCGGCUCCGGCUCUCCCGCUGCGCUGUGUGGACGACCGACGUGUGUAAAUGUGUGGGCAGGUGUGCGCUGACCGGCUUGUGGUCAGCGAGCAGAGAGGGAUGAUGUAGAUAUAAACCUGUGAAAAAGAGUGCUAAUGGCAGCCAAAACCUCAAUAUGCUUCAGUCACUAAUGUGGGUAGAUUCUCUUUAUCUAUUUGUACAUACAUAGUAAAAAGCUAUAUAUGUAUACAUUUCUAUGACAUUUUACAUUCCUCGCUGUAUGCCUGUAGUCAGAAGAACAUGCGCCUUCAGUGAUAACUGAUAAUAUUCCUCUAUUUGUAAUGAAGAGUCAUCAUUCCAUUGUAACACUGUGACAAUCCCCUUCUGGAAGGGACAUCGGUCCAAAAGCCUACCGUAGUGGUAUUAGAAAAUGCUCCGCUUGUUAUUUUUACAGCAUCUACUGUGAAAUGAAACAGAGGCUUUUUUUUUCCAUUGUAAAAUCCCACACUUUGCCUGCCUUUGCUCCUCCGCAGCUGUACUGUGUAUAUUACAGCCAUCUUUGUUAUGCACACAACGCUUGGUCCUCCGGAUUUCUGAAGACAUGAACUGAGUUAACUGUAAUAUCCCAAGAGAUGUGACGAGGUUUUAUUAAGUCAUUCCUUCAUGCGUGAUCUUCAAGCAUUCUCUUCUGCCACUGCGCAGCGCACCAAAAAACUGGCACCGGCAUAAUCAUUCCUCUCGUUUGCGCUUUUUGUGCUCUACUUAUCAAUGUAUUCCCUAACGUUAUAGAAGACGUGUAGAAAAUGUUUGAGUGAGUGAGGACGUGUUUAUGACAUAUGUUUGCACGGGGUUCAGUUAGCGCUCUGCAAAGAAUGGCAAAAGCUUCCCUGGAACUGCACUUUUUGACAUCAAAUUGUAAAGUCUUAAAGAUACAUAUGAGUCUAAGUUUGUACCGCACUUUGACUUUGCAGAUUUAAUUUGUGUCAAAUCAGACAAGGUGAUUGUAUUUUAGAAAUGCUUAUUUUUAGCCAUGUCUCAGAAAGUACCAUUUGAUAUUUGACAAAAAGAAAAAGAUGCUGUGUGGGCAGAAUCGUUUCAAACAUUUAAUGUCUCUGAAAGAUGUAUUUUGUUGUACUCGCCUCGAGUUGGGUAUAUGUUGUAGAUGUGAUCAACUGUUGUCACCUGCUGCCCACCAAAGAGACUUGAUGGAAUGAAAAUUGAUUAAACUUAUAAGUAAAAUUGAUGGGGAUUGUUGUAUGAAUGUGUUAUGACUGACAUUCAGAAACUGUGCAGCGCUUCUUAUGGCCUGAAGGUUACAGAGCGCAGAAAUGAUAUUCAUUUCCACUUUAUGACCAACAGAAAAAGCACUGCAGAUACAAAUUGGAAUAAGCUAUGUACUUGCUUUGCAUGUGAUAUUCUGACAUUGUGUCCUUCAAUUGGAUGUAAGCAAUGCUAAUGUCAUCACUUGCAAUUAAAGUUGUUUUUUAAGACAAGUGGACAUGCAGUGUGUUUAUGCUUAGUUGGGCUUUAGCAGAGGCAGGAGCAGAUGCCUGUAGCUG
Menidia menidia (Atlantic silverside) is the source of this 3842-nucleotide messenger RNA. The record is from the annotation of a GenBank genome assembly. Lineage: Eukaryota; Metazoa; Chordata; Actinopteri; Atheriniformes; Atherinopsidae.